Molecule: messenger RNA, 372 nt
Organism: Pelmatolapia mariae (spotted tilapia)
Lineage: Eukaryota; Metazoa; Chordata; Actinopteri; Cichliformes; Cichlidae
Product: CMRF35-like molecule 5
Exons: 2
Coding region: 1-372 (123 amino acids)
Cellular component (GO): plasma membrane
Molecular function (GO): transmembrane signaling receptor activity
Source: RefSeq, a predicted model, not a curated record
AUGUGGAGACUUCAAAACCUGCUCUUCACCCUCUGCAUUGCUCUGGGAUGUGUGACCGGUGCAGGAGGGGUGAUACUUGUGACGGGAUAUGUGGGGGGGAAGGUAAAUGUUUCCUGCACCUAUGGUCACGGUUAUGAGUCUUAUGAGAAGUACCUGUGUAAGGAUGUCUGUGGUGACAAUGAUGUUCUUAUUACAACAUCGCAACAAAAAAAACCCAAAUACUCAGCCUGUGAUGACAAAAAGGCACGAACCUUCACAGUGACCAUCUCUGAUCUUAAAUCUGAGGACGCUGGGAAAUACUGGUGUGGAGUGACCAGAACGGGACAAGAUAUCUACACUGAAGUGAAGCUGAAAUUAGCACCAGGUAAAUAA